GUGGGCGUCCACCGACUGAACCCCUUCCUGACGGCUGGAUCAUGACAUUCCAUAAUUCCGGUAUUCCCGUUUACCUGCACAGAGAAACUAGAGUAGUUACCUGGUCACGACCUUAUUUUUUAGGAACGGGAAGCAUCAGGAAGCACGAUCCUCCCCAGAGCAGCAUUCCCUGUCUACACUAUUUAAAGAUGAGAGACCAAGAGCAAGAGCAGAAUAUGGCGGCCAGCAAUGGUGAGGUAACCAAAGUGACCAUGAAUGGAGAUUUGUCCCCAGACAAAGUUCAGAAUGCUGCUGUAGAAAUAAUUGAGGAAACAGACUGCACUGCCACUGAGCAAAACUCUGUCACUAAUUCAGUAUCUCUCAGUAGCUCAGGGGCAAUGAACUCUAAAUCCUUGGAAGAACGAGAAGCCUUGGGUGGAAUCAUUGCAGCAGGAGCCCUGGGGCAGGUGAAGGCUAAAGUAGAAGUAUGCAAAGAAGAAUCUAUUGCCAUUGAUGAUUUUAAUCUCACUUUCCUAGCCACCAAUUAUUCCUCCACCUGUACAAUAGAUUGGCCAGUUACAUUUUUUCAUGGAAAUUUCUCAGAAUUACCGUGCAUAGAUUUACUUCCAAGUUUCCUAUGUUACAGCCAUGACCAGACUUCAGCUAAAGCUAAUUUGUGCAUACUCACCACAAGGUUUCACAAGACCACGACAAAACAAUUUUUGAAAUGCUUUAUCCAAGCUGCUGAUGUCCUGGAUGCCAGUGAGUUCAUGAAUCAUAGGCAGCAUUCUGAACACAAAUGUACUAAUGAAUAUUGGUCGAUGUUGCAGCUUGUAGACAAGGAUUCCCCACUGACAGCUGCAGAUGAUACAGGAAGAUGUCAACCUGAUGUACAAGCACUCUAA
This is a messenger RNA of Amblyraja radiata (thorny skate), 884 nucleotides long. RefSeq lists its product as uncharacterized. Gene Ontology annotation, cellular component: microprocessor complex. Gene Ontology annotation, biological process: primary miRNA processing. The transcript is spliced from 6 exons. Bases 42 to 884 code for a protein of 280 amino acids. Gene Ontology annotation, molecular function: identical protein binding; heme binding; double-stranded RNA binding. Lineage: Eukaryota; Metazoa; Chordata; Chondrichthyes; Rajiformes; Rajidae. The record is from RefSeq and is a predicted model, not a curated record.